Molecule: messenger RNA, 5317 nt
Organism: Thunnus maccoyii (southern bluefin tuna)
Lineage: Eukaryota; Metazoa; Chordata; Actinopteri; Scombriformes; Scombridae
Product: nucleolar and coiled-body phosphoprotein 1-like
Exons: 33
Coding region: 312-3281 (989 amino acids)
Biological process (GO): lipid transport; lipoprotein metabolic process
Cellular component (GO): extracellular region; membrane
Molecular function (GO): lipid binding
Source: RefSeq, a predicted model, not a curated record
AAAAAAGAAAGAAAGAAAGAAAGAAAGAACUGGACUGGAUCUGCUGGUUUCAACUACAUUAAAAGUCAUAGUGACCUGAGGGAAGUCACUGCGUUUCAGUCGGUUUCUUCUUUUUUUCUUUUUUUUCUUCACCACGCUGGGAGGAUCUUUAAGUUAACAGCCGGGUGCUCAGUGAGUGAAAACAGCCGACAGUACCAACACGGAGGAGAGACACAAACUCUGUUUUUUUAUAAGUUAAUAAUUUCUGCAAACCUUUUCUACCGUCGUCAGAAAAGAAGUGAACGCCUGACUCGGACCGGCUCGGGCUAACAAUGGAUCGGUACGACAACUUGGAUUUGGAGUGUGAUGGAGGUGGCGUUUCUCAAAAAGCAGCUUUGUUCGGUGGGAUGUUCAAGAAAUCCUCCAAGUCUGCUGAACCAUCAGUCCAAGCACAGGACAAUAUAUCAGCCAGCAGUGAACUUUCGAAGAGCAACGACAGUCUGACUGACAACAACAACACAAAGGAAAAAGGAGGCGUGUUUAAAGGAAUGUUUAAGAAGCCAAUCAAAUCUGCCAAAGAGGGCUCACAACAGGCCACCAUCUCAAUUCAAAAUCAAGAUCUGUCUGCCAGUAGUGACAACAUAACCGACAACAACAAAUCAUCAAAGGACAAAUCAGGUGUGUUGGGUGGGAUACUGAGACGAUCUCCCAAACCAGGAAUGGUCCGAAGGCCUUCACAGGAUCUUUUGGAGAACGGGCUCUCAGCCAGUAAUGACAGUCUGUCUGAGAACGCCAACACUAAGGAAACAGGUGGGAUAUUCAGUGGAAUGUUUAAAAAAAAGCCUUUCGGAGCGAGGACACAGUCUCAGGAUGACUUGUCGGCACCGAGUGAACUCUCAGGCAGCGGUGACAAUUCCUCUGAGAGCAACAACACAAAGGAGAAAGGAGGAAUCUUCAGUGGUGUGUUUAAAAAACCAAAACUCUUAGGUGCCAAAUCUCAAGAUGAUUUAACUAUGGACAGUGAACUGUCUGCCAGCAGUGACAGUCUCGCAGAGAAGUCUUCAAAGGGCGGAGUGGCAGCAAAGAUCCUGAAGAAUCCUUUCACCUCCUCAUCUCAGGAUAAGGAAAAGCCUGAAGACUUAAAUGAGAAUGUCUCUUCCACAGAGAAGCCCAAAGCCAAGCAGAACGGUUUCAGUGCGAUGAUGAAGAGCACUUUUUACACUGACAAACAGGAGAAGAGCUCGGAUCCUGACACUGAGGAGACACCAGACAACGGAGAGAGCCAGCCCAGUCACAAACAGAAUAAACUGGCUGAUGCAAUGACGAAGCUGAAUCCAUUUCGAUCUCCAAACAAAUACGAGAGGCAGACAGGCUCAGAUGACGAGGAUCCACCUGCGAGCAGCGAGAAGUCAUCAGGCAGCAAACAGAGCGCCAUGGUUGGAGCCAUGUCCAAACUGAACCUAUUCCGCUCUGCAAAUAAAAAAGACACGGAAGACACCGAGACGCUCAAGGAGACUGAGAAACAAGUGGAGGAGAAGCCAAAACUGGUCAAAAGCAACAUGAUCCAUCGAGAGAGGAAGGAAAGAAGUGAAACGCCACUAGUUCCACCCAGACCAACUGAAGAGGAAAUGAAGGGGACGUCCACAUAUGACAAAGUGAAAACAAGAGGAACUGAGGAUAUUCAGGUUAACAAGGACAUGAUAUCCACACAGAAAAAAGAAAAACCUGCGGAAACUCCUGCAGUUCCUGUCAGACCAUCAGAGGAGGAGCUGAACGGACCAGCGAGACGUGGUCUCCAAAAGCAGAAGAACAACCAUCAGAACCAAUCAGACGAUGAAGGCCUCAAAGAAGAUGAGUCUGCUGAAGGCAAGGAGGGAGACGAGUUGAAUCCUCCAGAGAGCAAAACUACUAAGGUGAAAAAACACAAGCACCGUAAUCCGUUUAUGCCACGUGCUGCAGCCAAGGCUCCAUCUGAUGAUGAAGGGCUGAAAGAAGAAGACAAAUUGUCAUCGAAAGGGGAAGAGAAAGAAGAGGAAAAGAAAGAGGAGGAAGGCAACGACAAACCAGAGGAGACCAAAGUCAAGAAACCUAAGAGACACAAUCCCUUCAUGCCUCGGGUCAAGGCCAAAGUUAUUCAGAAGAAUGCACAGGACGGAGCUGAAGGCAACACAGCAGAGAAUGACGGUGGAAACAGGACAUUGUUGGAUCAGCUGGAGGACUUCCGUAUUGACCAAUCACAGCCUGAAGACACUGAAGAUGUCGAUCUUAUGGAGUGGUGGGACACAGUGGAGGCCUGGGAAGACACUCCUCAGAAUGAGGACAUGACAGAAAAAGAAGAGGCCAAGGCGUUUGCUGUGACGGCAGCUAAGGUGCAAAAGGGAAUUCGUCUAUUCAACAAGCUCUUCUCAGAGCGCGCUGAGAGCCUGUGGCAGCACGUCAUUGACCUGAACAGCAUCGCCGACGGCCUGGACAAGUUCAACAAGAAAACAAAGAUCGCUCAAAUCACAGGUGGCUCCACCAGUGCUAUCGGAGGUGUGGCCACCAUAGCUGGUCUCGCUCUGGCCCCUGUCACCAUGGGAACCUCCUUGAUUGUGACGGCAGUAGGACUUGGUGUGGCCACGGCGGGUGGUCUGACCUCAGCAGGUGCUGGUAUCUCCAAUCAGGUUAACAACUCAAUGGACCGCAAAAAGGUGGAGAAGAUCGUGGAGGACUACCAGGAGAAGAUGGUCGACCUUAACAAGUGCCUGAAAUUCAUCAAGCAGGGAAUUGAAAACCUGCGUAGGUUUGACCUGAUCAGGAUGAAGAAAGACGCCUACAACCAGGACUUCCCUGUGCUCAGCAGUAGUUUUUAUGAGGACGGCGCCAUGGCAGGGAAGGCUAUCCUCAUCAACGCCAAUGAGAUCAUGCGUGUGGUGCAGAUCGCCAACGUGGCUGGCAGCACGGCAGCCAGGGCGGUCCAGAUUGCCAGUAUGGCUACAGGUGUGCUCACCGGACUCUUCGUGGGUAUGGACAUCUACUUUGUGGCCAAAGACUCCAAAGAACUCAAGAAAGGGGCAAAAUCAGAGUUUGCUGCCAAGAUCAGGGAGGUGGCUACGCAGCUGCAUGACGGUCUGGUGGAGCUGAACGGGCUACGAGAGGAGCUGCAGUCAACCUCCAGGCCACAAAACGAUGAAGGAAAUGAUAAACCUGCUCCGGACACUGAAAAGAAGAAGGAAGAUGAGAAUGAGGACAGUUCAGAAGAUGAAAUCGACCGCAUUAAAAAAGCCAUCAAAAAGGACAUUGAGAACCGAGAAUACGUUUGACUGAUACUUGACUUAAAACUGGAAAAGGGCUUAAACUGUGCUUUGUUAUCAAGGUUUUAAAGGGAAGAAUCAGGCAUUGUUAAUUUCCCAGUUCCUCAUGGAAAUGGUUUCUAAUGUUUUGAAAGUACCAGCAAAGGUUUCUAAAACUUUUGAGCCUUUCUUUUAGAGAACUGACUUCUUAGACCUAAACAGCAUUUACACUAAUGGGAGGAACUGAAGUUUCUUGGUAGAUAAAGUGUCAUGUCUAUAUCUCUGGCAAUUGUGCCAAUGUGUAAAACUGCUAUGUUGUCUUUCCAGAUAACAGGAUUCAAAGAUUUAUGUGGCUAAAUAAUGUAUUUGGAGAGUAAGAUUAUAGAUCAAUUAAAGAAAUAGGCUAGACUUUAUAAUCUAGACUUUAAUGUUUUGCUUAGAGUUUCAUCAAAGUGUAUUGGUUCAUAUUGAAAUACUUGGACUUAGACUAUGUAUAACUCAUAUAGAUUGAUCGUCCCUUUAUUAUUAAUAAUGCAGUAUGAUGCAGAUUAGUAUUAGUCUGUUUCCAGAUCUUGUUUUUUUUGGGUUUCAUGGCUAAUGCGCAAACCGUUCCCGAACAUCAUCUUCAUCAGGUUUGAAUGAUAAAGCUGUUACUCGACACAGUUCAGAAGUCUUGAUUAGCAGCUAGUAUUGGUCUUGUUUCUAUGAAUUACAGUAAUAUGCUUUGUUUUAAAGCUGCUGUGCAACUAGGUAGAUGUUCUUUACAAAAGAGCCAAUAAAAUGACAAAAUUUUAAUGCAAAAACAUGAGUUUAUGUAUGAAGUCCCUCCUUUAGUCCUUUAGUAGCUACUAGCUAGUUUCAGACUAUUGAUCCACUAAAUUGGGUUGCACCAUUAAAACUUGAGGAAUGUCUAAGGUACUAAAGACUUUACCUUUAGUAACAUGUGGUUAAGUGUAAAAUGGCUGUUAGGAAACAUCUGUGGUGCCAAAAGUAACCAGCUGUGUAAACGGGAUGCCACAGACUGUAACGUAACUACCAAAAAUAAUAAUAUUAGGGGGACAAGUGUUUAUCAAACUAAACUAACAAUAUUUGUAAAUGUAGACAUUACUUUGUUUCAUUUACACAUGCAAACAUAGAGAAACAUAAAAACAUAAAGAAACAUGAAGAAACAAGCGUGUUUCAGAGUCAGUUUUGAAUGAGUGUGAAAUAGCUGAUUAUGCUAACCUAACAACACCAACACCAUUGGUCUUAAUGUUAUAGACAUUAUGUUGUAAUUUGAUGUAUAUGGUGUUUUUCUCCACAUCAUUACAUCAUUUGUAAACACAUUUUGAUCAAAUGUCAUGUCAGAUAAGUCAACUACAUUCAUUAUUACCUCUGAAACUCUUCAGUCUAAGCUAGUCAUAUGUUAGCAAGCUAAUAUUAGCUUAAUGAUUGGUUCAGUUGCUCCUGACAGUUACUGGGUGUAAAUAUUUCGUAGCAACUCAUCUCUAUGUAGGAAAUAGUUUUUGUGAAGCAGCCUGUUUUUAUUUAGUGACGCUUAUUAUUCUCCACUUCAAUUAAAAUUAAGCAAAGUUUGAACAGCUCCAUGCAAGUACAGCGGGGAAAGGCAAACAUAAUAACAAAUGGGGACAAAAUUAUAGGAAUGUUUUUCUACCAAGACUCCUACAAGUUGACCAACUGGUUUCCAUCAUUGGUUCCAGACUUUUCAACUGGUUUCCAUCAUGGGUGUUCUAUUAUUGUUUUCUAGGUGUAAAAUAGUCCUUUAUUACACAACUGGAAUGACACCAACAAGAAAACCAGCAAGGACUGAGUCAAGCUGUUUGUUUUUUACCGUGUCCUUUUAUUAGAUCAUUGAUUUUUUUUCAAAGUCAGAAUUUGAUUUUCUGUCUGAACUGUAAUCUCUGAUAAUGUCGACUCUGUGGUUUAUUUAAUGACAUAAUUUAUUUUUCGUUCCUGUUCUGGGUUGAGCUGGUUAUGCAGUGAUACCUUUUUAUGUGCAAUAAACUGUGGGACUCCAUGUGUAAUAAAUGUAAAUGUAAAAUUGACUAUUAAAGGUCGAAGGAACA